AUGCCAGAGAAUCAAAUUUCAGAUGAAAGUACAUUGAAUAGUUCACCAGAAAUUAUUAUCAAAAAGGAAAAUAUUGGAUUAGAAGAAUAUCAACAUCAAAAAUAUCAAUAUAAUUUAUUUAAUAAUGCUAUUAAACGUAAUCAAUAUUAUGAAGAUUUAGGUAGAGUUAAAUAUCGAUUGGAAAAAACUGUACCAAAUAUGCAACAAGUUAAUCAUGCAGAUAUGAAACGAAUUAAUAUAAAUAAAGUUUAUGAAAGAAAACUUAAUCGUGAUUUAAAUGGACCAAGAGGUUUAGAUUGGCAACGCAAACAAGAAUUACAACGUUUAGAAAAUCAUGAACGUGAUAUUGAACGUGAUUUAAUACGUCUUAAUCGUGAUCUUGCUCGAAUUGCUUUACCAUCUUCAGUUGGUCAAUCUGCAUUGCCCAAUGAAAAUAAUGAUUUUUUGCAAGUUGAAACAGCACAAUUAUCAUCUACUAUUAAUAUUAAUCCAACAAUUCAAACAUCAUCAAAAACUAAACUUAUUCUAGGACGUUCAAUUUCAAUAAAUACCAGCAAACCGACAGCCAGUCGUUUGACAUCAGUUCAUCAAAAACGAUUAUCAUUAAAUCAAACAAAUUCAUUUAAUGAAAGAUCUUCUUCGAUUGAUAAACAAACAUUUGUAAAAACUCAUGAAGAACGUUCUAAUCUUCAACACCAUGGUCUUAUGAUGGAUCGAGAAAAACGAAAGAUUGAACAAAAAUUAAGACUUUUUUUAAAUUGA
Rotaria sordida is the source of this 762-nucleotide messenger RNA. NCBI's taxonomy places the organism in Eukaryota, Metazoa, Rotifera, Eurotatoria, Philodinida, Philodinidae. The record is from the annotation of a GenBank genome assembly.